CUAGGAAUGGCAGUGAAAUUCUUGUUAUUUGCUGCUGCUGCUGCUGUCUUUGUUCCUGUUCUGGCUAUCACACAUCUCAAACUACAGAGAGCCCUCUAUAGUAAACUGGUCACAGAGUUCCAAAUCGGCCCACAAGAAGAAAUUGUCAAAGCACACAAUGCUUUAAGGAGAAAAGUGUUCCCGCCAGCCAGGAACAUGCUGAAGAUGAGUUGGAGUACAGUUGCUGCUGGAAAUGCUAGAAUCCUGGCGAGAUACUGUGAUACGUCAGAGAGUGACCCGCUUGAGAGGAGACUUAACAAUACAUUUUGUGGAGAAAAUAGGCAUUUGGACCGUUACCCCUACUCCUGGUCAAACAUAAUUGAAAUGUGGCACAAUGAGUCUAAACAUUUCAUAUAUGGAGAAUGGCCAUCCUCAGAUGAUGAAUUCGAGACAGAGCAUUACACUCAGAUGAUCUGGGCCACUUCCUAUCUUAUUGGCUGUGAUGUUGCUUGGUGUCGCAGACAAAAAGCCGCUACAUUUCUCUAUGUGUGCCACUAUUGUCACGAGGGAAAUAAUCCGUACACACUAAAUCUGCCUUAUAAGGAGGGCUUCCCAUGUGGAGACUGUCCAAAUCAUUGUGAAGAUGGACUAUGCACUAACCCCUGCCCUUACUAUGAUGAAUACAACAACUGUGAUAAGCAACUGAGACUUAGAGGAUGCUUGCAUCAAUCAGUUCUGCUGUUCUGCAAGGCUUCUUGUCUGUGUAGGACUGAAAUAAAAUAAUCUUCUCCUAUUAACUAGUGUGCCGUGAAUGCGAAGCCUGCUUUCAGGGUCAUUUAGUUCACAUUGAUGUACUGCAAUAUUUUCCCUGAAUCCCACUUGUUUAUUAUACUCAAUAGCCUAAGUUUUAAUCAUCAUUUAUUGGCAUGAAUGUAUAUUCAUCAAGACCAUGCUCCCCCUUUUUCACGAUUCAUCCUGUAGAAACACGGUUUUAGAAUUUCUUGUUGUUUCAAUGAAAGGCCAAGGGAAAUAGUUGCCUCAAAUUUAAUACAUGUGAUUUUUGGUGUGUAGGUUGUCAUAAUCUGACCAAUAACAUAACUGAGUUCUUCAUCUGUAACUUUUAAAGUGGCAUCUUUUUCAGUCGACCCCUUUUUCUAACUGUACCAUUUCCCCCUCCACCUUGAUAAUUUUCCUGGCUUGCUUUCCAAUUUUUGUCCUAAGUCAAGCAUUAAAAAUGUUCGUGAACUAAGCAAGAGUCAGGCCUCAACUCGAAGUGUGGGUAUUACUCAGCUAAGAAUGGUUUAAGUGCCUCGCUGACUCAAUCCUGUCUCCGCGUGCGUGUUUGUGAAGUGGGGAAAAUAAAAGCCAGCCUCUCUUCGGGUACCUUUCCCCCCACUUCUACUUCUCCAGGGUUUCCCCAUGUCCUCCCCUCACGCUGAACAUCCUGCUCCCAGAUUUCUGUGUUUCUUACUCCAUAACUGAAUGGAUACAAAACCUUGUCUGAAAUACCUAGCCCUUUUAUUUGACCUUAUCUUAUUACUUUAGUAGAAAAAAAUUGUGUCCUAUAAAACUGUUCUGUGAAUAAGCAGUUUUAAACA
This is a messenger RNA of Mesocricetus auratus (golden hamster), 1577 nucleotides long. RefSeq names its product cysteine rich secretory protein 1 (gene Crisp1). The transcript has 7 exons. The record is from RefSeq and is a predicted model, not a curated record. Bases 7 to 762 code for a protein of 251 amino acids. Gene Ontology annotation, biological process: binding of sperm to zona pellucida. NCBI's taxonomy places the organism in Eukaryota, Metazoa, Chordata, Mammalia, Rodentia, Cricetidae. Gene Ontology annotation, cellular component: extracellular region.